Messenger RNA from Polyodon spathula (Mississippi paddlefish), 4256 nucleotides. It is a transcript of the gene zmiz2, whose product is annotated as zinc finger, MIZ-type containing 2. Gene Ontology annotation, biological process: regulation of transcription by RNA polymerase II; protein sumoylation. The record is from RefSeq and is a predicted model, not a curated record. Lineage: Eukaryota; Metazoa; Chordata; Actinopteri; Acipenseriformes; Polyodontidae. Gene Ontology annotation, molecular function: SUMO ligase activity; zinc ion binding.
AAAAAAAAAAAAAAAAAAAAAAAAAAAAAAAAGACUCUCUGGCUUCUCCUUUUCUCCGAUCCGGCAGCACCGACCGAUGAAUAAAUAGUCGCAGCCCGCUGUGCAAGCACCGAGCCUGGGUUCAUAGCCGGAGUGUCCCCCCCUCCUCCUUGCAGUAGCACCGUAGUCAUUUUAUUAUAGCCGCAGCAAGACACGGGGCUAGCAGCUGCAGUGAACCACAGCGCGGCCGGCGUGUUUCUUUGGAUGGUAGUUUAUAAAAAAAUAAAAUAAAGAAGGAAAUGGAGACGAUUGUUAAUAUUUCUGUAACUCUUUUUUUUGGUACGGGAGAGGAAGGAAAGGUGUAGGUUGGGGGGCGGGGAGGGGGGUAUUGUGUGGACCGGCGAGGCUUGCACAAACUGCUUGAUUAACGGCCGCGGUGCACCUGGCCUGAGAGACGCGGAGAGGCAUUUCUGCACCGAGCCCGUGUGCCGUGGACCGGCCGAGGCGGCUUCACUCAAGGCCCCCCCGCCCGCCCGCUUGCUGAGUGUGGGGGCUCGUCGCUGCACCCCGAGGCCGUCCGAUGAACCCCAUGAAACCCUCCCUGCCUCCGACCCCAAACAGCGACGGCUCGUAUUCGUAUGAUUCUGUCUCCUGGCAGCAAGGCGCCAACCAGCCCCCUGGCUCUCUGUCUGUGGUGACGACUGUGUGGGGGGUGACCAAUAACUCGCCCAGCCAGCAGGUUCUGGGGAACCCGAUGGGCCCGGGUGGGAAUUCGGGGGGCAGUCACAUGCUGCCGGGCAGCAACCCCGGAAUGAACUCUCCGCAGUUCAUGGGUCAGCAGGGGUACCCCGAACACGUGCCCAACAAGGGGUACCUUCAGCACAACAUGUACAGCCGGGGGGGGUACCCCACCUCGCAGGGCUAUGGGGGGGGCAGUUACCCUGGAGGUCCCAGUGGCCCCGGCUCGAUGGGGCUCCAGCAGCACGGGUCCCGCCCCACCUCGGACUUCACGCAGGCGGCCGCCGCCGCCGCGGUAGCAGCAGCAGCUGCCACGGCAACCGCCACUGCCACGGCAACAGUCGCCGCGUUGCAGGAGAAACAGAACCAGGAGCUGGGCCAGUACGGGCCGAUGGGUGGCCCCUCCUCCUACAACAGUCAAUUCAUGCCUCACUCUGGGCCCCGGGGGCCCCCGGGCAUGGCGGGGGGGGUGGGCCACGCUGGCAUGGCUGCCAUGGGCAUGGGCCCCUCCCGCCCCCCCUCGAUGGGGCCCAUGUACGCAGCGGCCCAGGGGCAGCGGCUCCCCCAGCACCCUGGAUAUCCUGGGCCCCCCCAGGGCCAACAGAUGGGCCCACGCGGACAGCAGGGGCUCAAGAGAACCUACAGCGCUGAGUAUGGCGCUGGCCCUGGCAAUGCCGCGCCUACCCCCCCCCCCCAGCGCUCGGCCCUCUCCCCCUCCUACCCCGGUCACAGGAUACCCCUGCAGCAGGGGCAGUACCAGCCGGGUCCCCCCAACCCCACCCAGUACUUCAAGUCAGCUGAUCACUUCAAUGGACAGGGCAGCAGCCUGGCAGGAGGAGGAGGGUACAGCAGCUUCACCCAGCAGCCAGUCAGUGGGCCUGCCCGUGUGAUGCCAGGGUAUCCCAGUUCUCCUCUCCCAGGGAACCCCACUCCGCCCAUGACCCCAGGAAGCAAUAUGGCCCCCUACAUGUCCCCCGGACAGGAUGUGAAGUCUCCCUUCCUGCCGGACCUCAAACCCAACAUCAACGCGCUGCCACCGCCACCCCCUUCAGGUAACCCUAGCGAUGACCUGCGGCUGACCUUCCCUGUGCGGGACGGCGUGGUGCUCGAACCCUUUCGACUGGAGCACAACCUGGCCGUAAGCAACCACGUGUUCCAGCUGCGAGACUCCGUGUACAAAACACUCACGCUGAGGCCGGAUCUGGAGCUGCAGUUCAAGUGUUAUCACCAUGAGGACCGACAGAUGAACACGAACUGGCCGUCUUCUGUGCAGGUGAGCGUGAACGCCACGCCGCUGUCCAUCGAGCGCGGGGACAACAAGACCUCCCACAAGCCGCUGUACCUGAAGCAGGUGUGCCAGCCGGGCCGGAACACCAUCCAGAUCACCGUCACCGCCUGCUGCUGUUCUCACCUGUUCGUGCUGCAGCUGGUUCACAGGCCCUCCGUCCGCUCGGUGCUGCAGGGGUUAAUGAAGAAACGUCUGCUGCCUGCCGAGCACUGCAUCACCAAGAUCAAGCGGAACUUCAGCAACGGGACAAUCCCGGGGACGCCCGGUCUUAAUGGGGAGGACGGGGUGGAGCAGACGGCCAUCAAGGUGUCUCUGAAGUGUCCCAUCACCUUCCGCAGAAUCCAGCUGCCAGCCCGGGGGCAUGACUGCAGACACAUACAGUGUUUUGAUCUGGAGUCCUAUCUGCAGCUGAACUGUGAGAGAGGAACGUGGCGUUGUCCUGUGUGCAAUAAAACGGCGUUAUUAGAAGGACUGGAAGUAGAUCAGUACAUGCUGGGAAUCCUUAUUUACAUCCAGAACUCUGACUUCGAGGAGAUCACCAUCGACCCGGCCUGCAGCUGGAAGCCGGUUCCGAUCAAGCCCGAUAUCAAGGAGGACCCGGACGGGCCGGCGCCGAAGUGCUGCCGCACCAUGAGCCCCAGUCACAUGAUCCUGCCCAACGUCAUGGAGAUGAUCGCCGCGCUCGGACCCGGCUCCUCGCCAUACCCUGGGCUGCCUGCAGGGGGCAGCGGAGCCACGCCGGACUACGCUGGCCAGAACUCGGGGUACCCCAGCCAGCCCGGCUUCGCUGACUUCCCCCCCGGUGCUCCCCUGCCUCUGGGGGAGUUUGCCCCGGGGCCACCCCCCCUCUCAUAUCAGUCCGACCUGCCCAGUGGCCUGCUGACCCCUGAGAAACCUGGGAGCAACACCGUGCCUGGACAGAUGUCUCUCCCUGGGAGGAUGGAUCAGUCCCACAAUGCUUUGCAGCAGCACCACCAGGGUCUCCAAGGCAACCCUCACCUUGGCAACCAGGCCCCGCCCCUCCACUCCCGUAACCCUUCCCAGAAUGCCCGGCUACAGCAGGUUGCCGGGGGGACGGGCCCCCACGGGCAUUCCGAAGGGUCCUUUGGGCCUGGAAUGGGGGGGCCGGGAGAGGUGCCUGAGCCAUCUCUCGAUUUGCUUCCGGAGCUGACGAACCCCGAUGAGCUCCUCUCGUACCUUGGCCCCCCCGACCUGCCCAGCAACAGCAGCGAGGACCUGCUCUCCCUCUUUGAGAACAACUAGGACUACAACUCCCAGCAUCCACUGCACAGCACGCCAACAGACAGACUACUCCCCACGUCCAGGAGACCACAAUACCCAGAGCCCACCUAUAGUCAACACAGGAAGUACAUCUCCCAGAGCGCACCGCUGGCUGAAGCUGAUAUCCACAGCUUCUGCAUGUGGCUGUGAGAACCGACAGAAACUACAUCUCCCAGAUUCCCCUGCGGUCAGCGGAGGCACACAGCACAGUGCGUCUGGUCUUAUUGAGAGUUCUGGAAGCGAAGAUAAAACUAAAUCGAGGGAUGGAGGAAGCCUAGAAUUUGUAAAUCUUGAAUAAUAAAAAAAAAAAAAAAACACUAUCCCAGGUGCUUCUUUUUAUUGGAAAAAAAAAUCUAUUUGAGAAAUUAUUUGCACCAUCUUUCUUUUUUAUCAAAUCAAGUGUUUAAAAAGAAAAGGGAGAGAAAAUUGAGCAUCAUAAUUAACGAGGGUCUCGAUCCAACCCCGUUUCUCUGUUCCAGGGACUUCCAGUUGCUGUUUUCCGAGGCGUUGCUGUCAUUUUGAAGCCCGGUUUAAUUAAACACGGCGUGGUGAGAAUCUCGUUUUAAACACAACGCUGCUGGUUGGAAUUGAUUUCAUCAGGAAUGGAUUUUAAAAACUGGAAUUGAGGAGAGCCCGGGUUCACCCAGCCCCGUCCCCUGCGGCUUGAGCCAGGAUGCGAGGUGCAGUACCUGGUGCUGGACAGUAGAGGGUGGUGGACUGCUUCAGGAAUCCUUGUUCUUAAUAAGUUUUAUUCAAUAAACAAUAAUUAAUAAUACAAAAUAAAAAAUAAAAAAAAAUGAAUUUAGUUUUUUUAAUUUUUCGGUCUUGAAUCUACAAGGCCGCGCAGAAGAAUUUUGCUCCAGAAUGGACAGUAACGCUGGUAUUAUUAUCCUCUGAUGCUGUACAGAGAAAGAUUUCUCUCUGUAUUGGAGAGAAUGAAAAAGAAAUUGAAAUUAAAAGGUGAAGUUUA